Molecule: messenger RNA, 585 nt
Organism: Adineta steineri
Lineage: Eukaryota; Metazoa; Rotifera; Eurotatoria; Adinetida; Adinetidae
Source: the annotation of a GenBank genome assembly
AUGGAAGUAUUUGCACAAAUAAUUAUGCCAAUGAGUAAAUGGUAUAUUAUAUUUUGUAAUCAAGAUAAUCGUAAUAAAUAUUCAUUAAAUGAAUUUACUUUACAUGCACCAGGCAAAAUUGAAAUAGAUUCUAAACAACAAAAAUCAUUAACAAUACCUAAUACAUGGACAGCACAACAUAUAACAAGUGCUUAUGAACAUCUUUCAACAUGCGGUUAUCAAUAUGGAUCUAGUUUUCAAAAAAAAAAAAUAAAAACAUUACAUGGUACUUCAACUACAAUUAUAUCUCAAUUAUCAAAUGAUACUAAUAAUUGUUCAUCUUAUUAUUUACUGCAUCCAUAUCUAGUUCUAUUACCAGGUGUUGAAACAACAUUUCUUCCAGUACGUAUUCCAAAAUCUAUUUAUUCAAGUAAAACAAAAGCAAAAACGAAUCGAUCAACAAACGUUGAAGUACGUGGAAAGUAUCAUGAUAAUAUAUGUGUUAUAGACCAAGAAGAAAUAUAUAGUCUUGAUCUAUGGAUAUUUCCAAUGGAGAAUAAAAUCGAAGAACCAAUAUUUACAUUUGAAGGCGCUGUUAUUCAAUAA